AUGGCGCCAAAACGCUGCCCAAACCGCCUCUUGGUGCUGUGCGCCUCCAUCAAUGAUGUCACCGCAUGGCCGUUUUGGAAGUUCCUGCAGAUGAAAAAGAUUCGCGGCGUGACGGACAUGGCGCUGCUGGCCUUCAACAGCGACGGUGGCAGUUUUGAGGCUCGCAUCGAUGGAGACAAGUACCAGCUCAAGAACUACGCCAAGGUUCGCGGUUAUCAGCAUGACAUGUUUGAGAACUUCGUGCAUCGCUGGCACGAUCCAGGUCGAAGUUACUUUGUGUAUGGCGGGCACGGUAUGGGCGACUACGUGGAGCUAGAACAGAACCGCGUCUCGCUGCAAGUGCACGAGCUCGCCGCCGUCUUCGGGACGCGUAGCUUCGAGGCGGUGCUUUUUGACGCCUGCUUCAUGGCGAACCUUGACUGCGCCUAUCACCUGCGCCAUAACACACGCUAUAUUGGUGCCUGCGAGGGGUACAUGUGGGAGCCUGAUACAGCCCUCGACUACCACGUCUUCAACACCCACAACGCAAGCGCUAUGAGCCGCUUCAAAGACCCGCUGCACAUUCUUCGCGUUAUUCAGGCUGACUACUGCAGUAAGGCGGCACGUGGUGACUUCACCAUCAUGGACACCACCCACAUCGCGGAGCUGCGGCAGUACGUGCAGGCGCAUGUCAUACAGCGUGUUUAUGAUCGGGCCACCUUCUACAGCCUGCCACAGCAGGAGCGACUGCAGCAGAUGGCCGAGGCGUCGAUGCAGGCGUCCAUUUCCGAGUUUGGUCACCCCGGCGGUGACAGCAACGUGAUGAAUGGCGUUGGCGGCGUCGUCGCCCGUCUGCGCAGCGCCCCAUCGUUACCCGAGGUGCUCGCGCUUUCCGCCGCUGGUAGGCCGACGCAGCGGCAGCGAAUGCGGCAGGCGAUCCAGUUUGAGCACGCGCUUUACCCGUCGGAAGUAGAGGACAAGCAGCUGCUUGACUUAAAGUCGUAUCUCACUGAUAUGCUCCAGGAGGAGCAGCAACGAAGGACAUGGGAGGCAGCUGCGUUGGGGCCGCAGCGCCGCGUCGCGGCGGGUCGCCGUCGCGUGCGAAGCGAUGCUCUGCAGCAGGGGGGCGUCUUUGGAAGCGCCGCCCCCACCUCCGCCUCGUCCUCCUUCGCCGUGUGGAGGGCACCGCCGUCGCGGGCGCUGUUUGUUGAUCGGCACGGGCGGCUGCCCGCUGGUGCCUCUACGGGGCGUGCGCCGCUCACCACCGGCGGCCCAGUCGCCGCGAAUGGCGCACAAGAGGAGGCGACGGUGCCGCCCCCGCCCCCCUCUGGCCCCUAUAAGGGCAGUGCGCAGGAGGGACUGGACCUUUUCCACCAGGUCGUCGUGAGCCAUGUCCCACCCAAGGCCGCUUCCAUCUAUGCGGCCCACCUCGGGGGGCUAUCCUUCACAGUACAUGAGUACAGUGCAAUGUCGCGGCCGGUAGAGCCGUGGUUGGUGGACUCCAAGAAGUUGCUGAAACGUCGAGCGAAGGUGUUCCUGAAGAACGGUGAGCUCUCGGAGGUGGUGAUGGAGUCCCCGAAGGCGUUGGCGCCCGUCACGAGCGCUACCCUCUUGGCCGCUGUGGACAAGGUGGCGACAACUGCGGCGGUGCUGGCGGCCGAUUCUGCGGGAAAACCUCAACAUGCGACCUCCGUAACCGCGUUACCACCUUCCAGCAGAGCGCGAAUGCUCUCCACGGAUCAGCGUCUGAGUUCCACAAGCAGUAGUAGUCUCACGGAUGGCAAUCGUUCCUUGUGCCUCACUUCUUCAGCACCGCUCCCCACCUCCCUGACCGAUGCAUAUAAUCGAAACACGACGGCAGCAGUGCAUGAUUCGCCCGAGCGAGCUGCCUCAUAUACACCAUUACCCAUCUCCAAACAGCGUACAAGCGCUUGCUGA
This is a messenger RNA of Leishmania braziliensis MHOM/BR/75/M2904, 1917 nucleotides long. Its product is annotated as PUF nine target 1. The record is from RefSeq and is a predicted model, not a curated record. The transcript has a single exon. The coding region runs from base 1 to 1917 and encodes 638 amino acids. Lineage: Eukaryota; Euglenozoa; Kinetoplastea; Trypanosomatida; Trypanosomatidae.